Messenger RNA from Hyaena hyaena (striped hyena), 711 nucleotides. RefSeq names its product synaptonemal complex protein 3-like. Gene Ontology annotation, biological process: meiotic cell cycle; spermatid development. Gene Ontology annotation, cellular component: synaptonemal complex. The record is from RefSeq and is a predicted model, not a curated record. The coding region runs from base 61 to 666 and encodes 201 amino acids. The transcript has a single exon. Lineage: Eukaryota; Metazoa; Chordata; Mammalia; Carnivora; Hyaenidae.
AUAGGAGUUGCCUCAGAGGAGCGUCGACAGCCAAGCAGAUACCGGAGGAAACAUCUAAAUAUGGUGCCGUCUGGAAGAAAGUAUAGAGGGAAAUCUGGGAAGACAUCAGUGGAAGAUCAGAUCAUAAGAGCCUAUGACUUUGAGAAAGAAGAUAAAAAAGAUAUGAGUGGUUCAGAGGAGGAUGUCACCGAAGGGAAGACUCCAGUAAUUGAUAAGCAUGGGAAGAAAAGGACUUCUGCAGGAAUAUUUGAAGAUGUGGGGGGUGAAAUACAAAAUAUGCUGGAAAGAUUUGGAGCUGACAUUAACAAGGCUCUUCUUGCCAAGAGAAAAAGACUGGAAAUGUAUACCAAGGCUUCUCUCAAAACUAGUAACCAGAAAAUUGAAUAUGUUUGGAAAACCCAACAAGAGCAAAGGCAGAAGCUUAACCAAGAGUAUUCUCAGCAAUUUCUGGCUUUGUUUCAUCAGUGGGAUUUAGAUGUGCAGAAAGCUGAGGAACAAGAAGAAAAACUAGCUAACCUGUUUCGACAGCAACAAAAGGUUUUUCAACAAUCUAGAAUUGUUCAGAGCCAGAGACUGAAAACAAUCAGACAGUUAUAUGAGCAGUUCAUAAAGCAGCAGCAAGAGAUGGCAAGUGUUCGAAAGUCUCUUCAAUCCAUGUUAUUCUGAUGACUCUUUGAAGGAAGAACUUGAACCUAAAUAAUAUGAUACAAU